Messenger RNA from Melanotaenia boesemani (Boeseman's rainbowfish), 3668 nucleotides. RefSeq names its product bone morphogenetic protein/retinoic acid inducible neural-specific 3a, tandem duplicate 1 (gene brinp3a.1). The transcript is spliced from 8 exons. Gene Ontology annotation, biological process: positive regulation of neuron differentiation; negative regulation of mitotic cell cycle. The record is from RefSeq and is a predicted model, not a curated record. Bases 541 to 2853 code for a protein of 770 amino acids. NCBI's taxonomy places the organism in Eukaryota, Metazoa, Chordata, Actinopteri, Atheriniformes, Melanotaeniidae.
UCCAGUCACCGUCAGUCAUCAGCUGCUCUUCGCUCGCCCUGCGUGCGCCCAGAGCGCGUCUCUCCAGUCAACAGCCGAGAUGAGUUAAAGGACAAUAGCUUACCUCUCCCUCCUCAGAUGUGGGUGGUCUCUGUGUAUUCGCUGAUUCAGAAAUCUUUUAAAAAAUGACCAUUCAACCCGGUAGGUUUUGAGUCCGCUGCGACUCAUUCCAUUGGAGUAAACCUGCUGUAGCCUUCCUGCAGCGCAUCGUCGAAGGCUCUCCGCUGGAAAUAUACCAACAGAGCUUAUUCUGAGGAGCACUGGAUGCUUUCUGUUUAGUUCAACUUGUGCAGCCCGUCAUUGUUUGUUUGCCUCCGAAAAGAAAGUCUGUUUCCAAUGCCGUCCAGUCUACGCGCCUAGCCGAAAGCAACUUCACGGUCCUAUCAAGGGAUUUUACGGAAAUAAAUUCCGAUCAAUCACGGACUACAUGACUUACAAAAACAGCAGGACUUAUCGGGAGUACAGGGAGAAUGAAGAAUCACCGGGGCCGGGGGAAACAGCAUGAGUGGCCCGUGCAUCUUCGUUAGACCGGUGGCCCUCAUGUUUCUAUGGAAUUGGUUAUCACUAAGCCUGCUCCAGAGCUGGUUGGCAGUAGGGGCAACUGCGGCGGACUCUACCGGGGCUGGCUUCAGCGGCUCCACUGGGCCCCUGGGCUGGCUCCUCUCUGAAAAGGGUCCUUUCCACAGCUCGCAGGAGUUUGUUGAUUUCACAGAGCGCUACCAGCAAGGAUUCACCACCAAAUACAAGAUAUACAGGGAGUUUGGCCGUUGGAAGGUGAACAGCUUGGCCCUGGAGAGACAGGAGAACAAUGGCUUUUCCUUGCCGCUGGACCCGGAGUUCCUCCAAACCAUUAGGCAGCUGGGCAGGAGGCCCAGUCUUAGCGCCAUCACUGACAACAUUAUCAGGAAAUACGGAACUCACUUCCUGCUCUCUGCUACGCUGGGAGGGGAAGAGUCACUGAUGAUCUUUGUGGACAAACGGAAGUUGAGUCGGACCUCUGAAGGGAGUGAAUCUAAUGGCACAGCUGUGACGCUGGAAGCUCUGCACCAGCUGGCUGCCUCCUACUUUAUUGACAGGGAGAGCACCUUGCACAAGCUGCACCACAUCCAGAUCGCCUCCACUGCCAUUAAGGUGACCGAAACAAGGACGGGCCCUCUUGGAUGCAGUAACUAUGACAACCUCGACUCUGUCAGCUCCGUUUUGGUUCAGAGCCCUGAAAACAAGAUUCAUUUGCAAGGUCUCCAGGCCAUACUGCCGGGGUAUCUGAGGGUCAGGUUCAUUCAAGCCGCUCUCAGUUACAUUGGCUGCAAUGAAGAGGGCCAGUUUGUGUGCCGGGACAACGACUGCUGGUGCCAGUGUGCCAUCGACUAUCCACGGUGUAAUUGCCCUGAGGUGGAUCUGAAGGCUAUGGAAGCCAGUCUACUGCAAAUUCGGGAUUCCUGGAACAUGGCCAACCAAGACUUUGAGGAGUCAGAUGAGUUUCAGAACUUUGUUCGGAAGCUUCCCACCUUCUACGCCCUGAACACGUCUGCCAUCCAGUACUUCUGGAAGACGGAGCCAUCCGUUCACCAACGCUACAAACAGCUGGAGCUCAGCACCCAGCAGCUCCUGAGCAAAGCACGACGCAUCGUCAACAAGCUCUUCACCCUCAGCAAGAGGUGUCAAACUCAGCCCAAAAUUAUUAUGCUGAGAGAGAGACCCUUCAGCUACUGGCUGAACUACAUCCUGUCCAUCAUGUACUGCAGUGAAAACAACCACAUUGGCUCUUACCUAGAGCAAACCAGGAGCUGCUCCUGCCCAUAUGAGCACCCUCCCUGCCAGGGGGUGAUCCCAUGCACGGUGGGAGAGGGCACCUCCUGUGCAUCCUGCUCCUAUGAGAACCGCUCCCGCUGUGCCACCUGCAAUCAAGGUUACAUGCUGAGCCAGGGCGUGUGCCGCAACGAGGUGCCAGACUCCACCGACCAUUAUAUCGGCUUUGAGACUGACCUGCAGGACGUGGAGCUGCGCUACCUCCUGCAGAAACGUGACAACCGCAUCAGCAUCCAUGGGAUCUUUGUCAGCAACGAUGUCAGGCUGAAUAAUUGGUUUGACCCAUCAUGGAGGAAGAGGAUGCUGCUGACGCUGAAAAGUAAUAAAUACAAAUCAAACCAUGUUCACAUGCUCCUGGGGAUGACUCUACAGAUCUGCCUUACCAAAAACAGCACUCUUGACCCCUUGAUGUCUGUCUAUAUAAAUCCAUUUGGGGGGAGUCACUCAGAGAGUUGGAUCAUGCCCAUUGACCAGAACAACUACCCAGACUGGGAGAGGACUAAAUUAGACCUCCCUCAUGACUGUUACAACUGGACUUUAACUUUAGGCAACAAGUGGAAAACCUUUUUUGAGACAGUUCACUUUUACCUACGGAGCCGGAUCAGGGGCCCCUCAAGUAACGGAAAUGGAUCCGUAUAUUAUGAACCCUUGGAGUACUUGGAACCGGGGCAGAAUCUAGGCUACAUGAAGAUUAACAGCAUCCAGGUGUAUGGCUAUAGUAUGCACUUUGACCCCGAAGCGAUCCAGGACUUGAUUUUACAGCUGGACUACCCAUACACUCAGGGAUCGCAGGACUCGGCCUUACUGCAGCUGCUGGAGAUCCGGGAUCGGGUCAACAGACUUUCCCCACCCGGAGCUCAGCCUCUGGAUCUCUUCUCCUGUCUGCUCCGGCACCGGCUUAAACUGUCCACCACAGACGUUGCCAGGAUACAGGCAGCACUGCAGACUUUCAGCGCCAAGCAGCCCAACUCCAUGGAAUACGAAACAACCAAAUUAUGUAGCUAAUAAGUGGGCGGAUGGCCAGGUGCACAGAUGCACAGAUGGAGCGGUUAUCACACAGGCCUGAUGACAGUUAAGAGCAAUUCUGAAGCUGUGCAAUGGACAUUUUGAGGACAUUUUAAUUGUUGUUGUGUAUCUCAACAGAGUAGUUGGGAUUCUAAUGUCAGCUUUUCCUAUAAAUUUGUAUAACAUCUUAGAACUAAGGAGGAUUUCACCAUAUUUGCCUCAUAGCUUUUCUCUCCUUAUGGAAAUAACUUUGACAGUUCACUAUAUAAAUUCCAAACUCUGCCGUCACUUAUAUGUUGCCAGUGUGCUAACGUUUGUAGAUUGCACAAAUUUCACACGCGCAGACAAAAGCUUUUGCUGAAAAAGUGUAAUUCAUGCAAUGUAAUCAUCUCACAAAUACAAGCAUUUCAAACCAGCAUGUUUUUUUUCCUCUAAUUUUAUUUUUUAGGUGAAAAAUAAUCAAAAGUGCUUGUUUUGACUGAGUCCCUCCCUUUUAAACUGGGACAUAAUACGCAUCUCAAUUCUUUGAUUUUAUUUACUCAUGUAUUUUUUUUUUUUUUACCAUACAAUAGUCACUCAAUUUUUAAACUGUACUACACAUUUUUUGUAAGAAAGCUCUAAAUGAAAUAAAGUGAAUAAAUAGAUGCAGUAUGAUGCAGAUUUGCUGAAAAUAACAAUGUACCAUGAUCAUGACAUAUGUUACAUGUACUUUUAUUUUUAUAAUGCUGUUGUUUGUGAAACAAACGUUACAAAAACACUGUCUAUAUAAUGUACAGUACAAUUUGUUAUUACACUAAAUAAAAUACAUUUUUAUG